Elgaria multicarinata webbii is the source of this 1926-nucleotide messenger RNA. It is a transcript of the gene SLC41A3, whose product is annotated as solute carrier family 41 member 3. Gene Ontology annotation, cellular component: plasma membrane. Gene Ontology annotation, biological process: monoatomic cation transport. Bases 417 to 1874 code for a protein of 485 amino acids. NCBI's taxonomy places the organism in Eukaryota, Metazoa, Chordata, Lepidosauria, Squamata, Anguidae. The record is from RefSeq and is a predicted model, not a curated record. Gene Ontology annotation, molecular function: monoatomic cation transmembrane transporter activity. The transcript is spliced from 11 exons.
UCAUAUAAGUAAGGUGGAGUUCGCUCCGUACAACUGUUGGGGUCUUAAUAAGUCCUCUGGUAGGUAGGGGGAGAAGAGCUUCUUUUGCCACAGACCACAGAAUGGGAAGCAUCACUUGCCAAGAUGCAAAGAUAUGCAAUUCUGCCAAGUGAGCUGAAAUUUAAGCCCAGCCAGCUUAAAAAUGAUGCCCUGAAAUAAUGCACAGCUCCAGCACAGCAGCUGCAGGGUUUAGUUACCGUCACUUGCAAGAUCUUGCAACCGUUUUAGGGCUGCGCAGUUCGAGCCUUCAUCUCUUAUAGGACUGUGUGAAGCACCGUUUAAGAAACGUUUUGCCUGACAACUUCGCUUUCUGAACUGGGCUUCUUUUAGGACACACCAUUUUUCUGGCUGCAGUCUAGAGGUCUGGGAGAAUCAUCAUGAAAGGUGAAGAAACCCGGCAGCGACGGAAGGAAGGCAGAGCCAGAAAUGGAGAGCGAUCGAGGCACAAAGCAAAGAGCAGGAGUAAACAUAAAGAGGGCAGGCUUGGCAGCCAGGGGACAGAGGAUGGCCCUUUGCUCCUGCCUCCAAAGCAGCCUGCCGAAGCAAAAGUGGCGAUGGCAAAGCUUCAGGAGGAAUCUGCCUUCACCAUCGGCCUACAGGUGCUCCUGCCAUACAUGCUCGCAGGCAUCGGAAUGGUCCUUGCGGGAAUGGUCCUGGAUUACGUUCAGCACUGGAAAGUGUUUAAGACAAUCACAGAACUAUUUAUCUUGAUUCCAGCCCUGGUUGGCUUGAAGGGCAACCUGGAAAUGACCUUGGCUUCUAGACUUUCUACUGCUGCUAAUACUGGGCGGAUGGAUGAUUCUCAGGAACAGUGGAAAAUGGUUACCUGUAAUUUGGCCUUGAUUCAGGUGCAGGCCACGGUGGUGGGGCUGCUGGCAGCUCUCGCAGCAGUCUUUCUAGGCGCUUUGUCCAAGGGGCACAUAGAGCUGAACGAAGCAGCCGUGCUGUGCGCCAGCAGUUUGACGACAGCAUUCAUAGCUGCCCUGUUGCUCGGUCUGGUGAUGAUUGGCGUCAUCCUGGGUGCAAGAAGGGUGGGGAUUAACCCCGAUAACAUUGCCACCCCUAUAGCUGCAAGCCUUGGAGACCUGAUAACCCUUUCCCUGCUGGCUGGUAUCAGCAGCACCCUCUUCAAAUACAUGGAGAUUAGAUACCUUUCGCCCUUGAUCUGUGCUGUCUUCGUUGUGAUGCUUCCUCUGUGGAUAGCUAUUGCCAGGCAGAGUCCUCCCAUUGCAGAAGUCUUGAAGUCUGGAUGGCAGCCAGUCAUUGUGGCCAUGUCCAUUAGCAGCCUUGGGGGACUAAUCUUGGACAAGACCAUAACAAACCCAAACUUUGAAGGCAUGGCUGUUUUCACCCCUGUGAUCAAUGGUGUCGGCGGCAAUUUGGUGGCCAUCCAGGCCAGCCGCAUCUCUACAUUUCUGCACUUCUGGAGCAUGCCUGGAGUCCUGCCACACAAGCUGAGGCAGCACUGGCCUAAUCCAUGCACCACCUUCUUCUCUUCAGGGGUGAAUUCAAAGUCCGCUCGGGUCCUGAUGCUGCUAGUGAUCCCAGGGCACCUAUUGUUCCUUUACAGCAUUCAUCUCCUCCAGGCAGGCCACACGGCGCUCACCUUCAUGUUUGUGGCAUUUUACCUGAUGGCUGCUCUCCUGCAGGUGGGAAUUCUGCUCUACGUAGCUGACCUUGUCGUACGGCUGACGUGGAGAAAGGGCCUGGAUCCUGACAAUUACUCCAUCCCCUACCUCACUGCUCUGGGAGACCUCCUGGGCACUGGGUUCCUGGCCCUUUGCUUCUACUUGGUUUGGCUGCUUAAUGGGUUGGAAUUGAAACUGGGAAACUAACGGAGGCUUCUGCUACAGUGCUGGCCUACCUGCUGCUCUGAGAAAACAAAAC